UUAAUCAUAAAUAGUUUAGAGUCGAACAUUGUACAUUUUUGAGGUGCGAUUAAGUAAUGAAAUACUUUAUUCUACUUGGUUUGGUUGUUACGCUCUUACAAGGUGUGGAGAUUGAGUGUAGAGGAGGUCGUGGUGGGGGAGGCGGCCGGAGCAGCGGCAGGUCUGGGAGUUACCGUCGCGGCGGCAGCGGAGGGUAUUAUUCCAACUAUGGCGGAGGCGGGCUAUCUGGAGUACGGGUUGCUGGGAUCGUUCUAGGUGUUAUCGGAGUAAUUGUCACAAUUGUAAUAUUGGUGUUGUUUCUUGUACAUUGCUGCAAAUCGAGGAAACCUAUUGGCUCAGGAGGUCGAGUAAUUCAGGCUGCACCACUACAGUCAGUUAAAACUGAAAGUAUCCACGCACAACCACCGCCUACUUACGAGUCAUUAGAGCCGAUGGAUACCACGUCAAAUGACAAACAACCUGUGCCCACUACGUCCGUGAAUUAUCCAACCGGUUUACCCCCGGGUUGUACCAUACCAGUACAGUUUUGAAUUAGAACAGGAUAAAUCCUUCUAACUGGAUGAAUAGGGGAAGCCGAAGCAGAGUAAGCCCUCUUGAUGAAACAAAUUUCGCACACGCACAAAUUCAGUUUACAAUGACCUCGUUGUACGAUAUACAUAUGCACUUAAAGUGGCCUUACCAAUCUAAUUUCACAUAAGGAACAAGGAUUUAUGUUGAUACGACUUACAAUCAAACUAAAUUCCCCGACAGUUGGCAGCGUCCACGCAGUACAGUGCACGCGUGCUGUGUUCAAAAGGGGAGGUAAUGGGCGGAUAUAUAUCGCUGCUUUACAUCAAUUGAUUUCUCAUAUAUUGUACAAUACCUCGGAUCUAGUUUACAGUGCAAUUAUUUAUUUCUGUUUGUUCAUAACAUGCAUAAUAUAUAUACAUAUACAUAUAUAUACAUUGAUCAGUAUUAUAUUUAUGGGUGUUUCUUUGCAAAUGAUUUCAUAAUAAAAACAGCGAAAUAAUA
This is a messenger RNA of Mya arenaria, 1011 nucleotides long. RefSeq lists its product as uncharacterized. The record is from RefSeq and is a predicted model, not a curated record. The transcript has 3 exons. Lineage: Eukaryota; Metazoa; Mollusca; Bivalvia; Myida; Myidae. Bases 57 to 530 code for a protein of 157 amino acids.